Molecule: messenger RNA, 255 nt
Organism: Trichoplax adhaerens
Lineage: Eukaryota; Metazoa; Placozoa; Uniplacotomia; Trichoplacea; Trichoplacidae
Exons: 3
Biological process (GO): mRNA splicing, via spliceosome
Cellular component (GO): precatalytic spliceosome; U6 snRNP; U4/U6 x U5 tri-snRNP complex
Molecular function (GO): RNA binding
Source: RefSeq, a predicted model, not a curated record
GUGUCAGUUAUUACUCAGGAUGGUAGAGUAAUUGUGGGUACGUUGAAAGGUUUCGAUCAAACGGUUAAUUUAAUCCUAAAUGAUAGCCAUGAAAGAGUGUACUCUUCCGGCGCUGGUGUGGAGCAAGUAGCCCUUGGCCUAUAUGUUAUUCGUGGCGACAAUAUAGCCGUUAUAGGAGAAAUUGACGAAGAUGUAGACUCUUCCAUCGAUCUAGCUGAAGUGAAAGCAGAACCUAUUAAUGCUGUAGUGUACUAG